CGGAAAUGAAAGUAAUCGUAAGCUCACUCAGAACGGCUGUGGGCACUUUAGGAUUUGUAGAUAAAACAGUCGUGAAGCUGUAAAUGCACAACCCGAACGUUUCCGAGGCCGACAAAGUGGCUGUUACAGCAGAUAACUUUUGUCUUAUAAUGUGCGAGUGUGGCUCGAACGGAGCUGUCGCAGAGAGUGUUGCAGAACGGUUUCCGAUUGAUGCACUCUCGGUUGGCCUCGCGCCGUUUCUUGGCUAGACAGAAUAGUUUUCCAAGCGCGGGUUGUGCGUACCAAGUUGUUGACAGCCGCUUUGUCGUGUCACUGGUGUUCACAUGGCAAAUGUCGACGGCAGUGUUUACAGCCAAGUGAUCGCUUAGGCGCGAUGUCGCGAUUUGGAAUAGUUCCUGUCUUCGACGUUAAGCAGCUCGGCUCUUCUGAUCACGACGCAAAAGACCGUCUUCUGACAGCGCUUCAAGAGGCUAUAAAGCAGGUACAGAAUGUUGCAGAGCCUGCUGGCACCAAUAGUAUGACAGAAGACACUCCAGAGGUUUGCUGGUUAUGUGAGCACCUUGACAGCGUGUUUCUCUAUGGCCUGCAAGAGCCUCAGUGGGGCUAUUGGCCAUGGGUGCGCAAGUUCACCCACCCGGCGGCUCAGCAGGACAUUGCGUCUCUGUCGGCCGUGUCCACCGACCUUGGAUACGGCCGUGCUUGGCUCUUGGCCAGCCUGAACGGAGGACUGCUGGAGAGCUACAUGCUCUCGUUCCGCCAAAAUUUGCGGCUGCUGCGCAAGGGCUACUCAUUGAACUCCCUUCUCAGGGACCCUCAGUACUUGGACCUGCUUGCCACCUUGCUGUCAGGAUUGGAACAUAUUUCUUUCAAUCUGAACCCGAACAAUGCACUGCUGGAUGACACUAAUGCCUGGCCAAAGAUCAUAUCAUUUCGCCAGUCUUUACUCCAUGCGGACGACGAUGUUGUGGUGCUACCUCAGGGAGUGUCUGUGAUGACCAUAUCAUCAACGGAAAGUUCGACCAGCUCUCGGGAGGAUGACUCGGGAAUCCACAGUGUUCGUGUGUCUUGUGCCACGCUGUCUUCUCUGGCAUCACCUGCGGAAGAAGUGCAUGUCCCCGAGACUUGUGGUUGUGCUGAGUGUGCCGCGUUUCUGGACCGACAGCGCAUUCAAAGGAUCAUCAACUUAGAUGUUGUCCCACCAUCCUCUGGUGACUGUAAUGAGGCUGGGGAUGUAGAGCUUGAGGUGACGCGAGUUGUGAUAAUGAGGCGCAAAGGGGUUGGCCAGAGUGCUACUAAGCCAAAAAAAUUAGUGUCAACGUGCGGGAGUGAAGUUGUGACAUCAAUGGCUGGCGAGGCAAAAGAUGUUGAUAAGAAGGCGUGUGCUGUGAAGGGGCAGGCCCUGGCUCAAGCAGAAAAGCAGCACCUCUUGCAAGAAGCCCCAUCAAGUGAGAAAGGCGCGACUGGAUGUUUUGUGCCGUUAACUGAGUCAGCUGUUUCGAUGAUAGACUCUGGAUGUUAUGCAUUUGUGGAAGGUGACAGAGGUGCCCCAGAUGGCUGUGAAGAAAGUGCGGCCGAUGAAGUUAAGCUAGAAGACAGACCAACAGAUGUCAGUGAACAGAACGAGGAAGUGUUUUCUAUUUACGAUCACAUUGACAAGUGUGCCUCUGGUACGACAUCCAAUGCAGGCGAUGACAGUGGGUCUUCUGCACACGAAAAGCCGGUAGAGCCUUCAACCUCUGCUGUACAAGAAAAGCCAGCAGAGCCUUCAAACUAUGUUGAACCAGAACUACUUGUGGAGACAAGCAAAAAAGAAGGAUUUGAUAUCAAAGUGGAAAAUAGUGCCCUUCUCUAUUUGACUCUCAAGAUAUUUGAAUCGGAUGAAGAGAAACUGUAUAAGAUGUUUCUGGCAUGGAAGUGUUUUGAUGGAAGAGGACUGCUGGAGCCUAUUUAUGUCCUGAUGACAAACAAACUUCUGUACAUACUACGGCCUGGGGAGGAGGCGGCCCAGUUUGUUGUCGACUUUUCAGUGUGCCUCAGUGAAAUCAAAGUGGUCACCGUUUGGCUGAACUACCAGGGUUUCUCCCUGACUUGCAACUCAGGGAAAAAGACGGAUGUGGCCACUGGCCAUGCUGAGCUUACAAGGAACAUUCUCUCAAGCUUGGAUCUAGCCGUUCGGAGAACUCACAAUGGUUUCAAGUGCCUUCCAUCUAUAGUGAGCCACUGCUCUGAACAGCUAGAUGCUUUGAAGAAGCUCUUGGCCCAUGAGUUGAAAGCCCAAGAGGAUGGUGGGCUCAUUGUAAAGGACUACCACUUGGUGCAUUGGGAGAAGUGCAUCCAGUCCUCACCAGGUGAUUUUGCAUGUGGGCCCAGUGUGGGCGGUCCCCUCAUGUGGAGAUUCCUUGAAGGGAACACCAGGCGAGAGAGAAAGAAGCACUGGAAAGCUGGCUACUUCCUGUUGCGAGCUGGGGUCCUGUACAGGUUCUCAAAUCAAGGGGACACCAUACCUAGUGCCACUUACCUUGUCAGCGGCGUCCACUGUGGUUCUUGCCAGGCUGUUUCCAAUGUCGGCCGGCCGCAUGCCUUGCAGCUGAACCUGGCUCCUUCUGGUGGUGCCUGCCUUCAGCUCGCUGCUUCCAAUGAGGCAGAAAUAGAGCGUUGGGUCCAUGCACUCACUGAAUCUGGGCAAGCCUCCUUCUGUGGGUCUGGAUCAAUGGGUGGCAUGAUGGCCUGCUGCCUAGUAUUGGUGGGUGACCUCGUGUUGACCUUGGUUGAGGGGUCAAAAGUCUUGGGCGUUGGAGUCAUCAUUGACCUCAGUGUGGUGCACAGUGAGAACAACUUCUGCAUUAUGGAGUUUGAUGGGGGCGAGGCUGAGAGCUGUGCUUACAAUUGGAUCUUAUGGUUUGCCACGGAAGAAGAAAAGAAUGAGUUCCUCAGCAUUGUCUCCCUUUCUUGGCAAGAAAUGUUCCAGGUUCCUCUGGAGGUUGCUCCCAUGCCCAGCGGCACGCUGAGGAAGCACUGCCUUGAGAGAGCCUCUCAGCUUGAAGCAAGGCUCAACGAGGCCAGGGAGUUUUGUCUUGACAAUUGAAGUUGCAGCUUUCAGAUGCUCACAGCAGCUUGCUUGCAAGGCUCCUUAUAAUUUUUUAGUUUUAUUGUUCGUAUGGAAAGAACUUUUAAGAUGGACUUGGUCAAGUGAGAAGGAGUGCAAUGCGAGCAUUUGUUAAGAAAGAGGGCACAAGUGUGGAUGAGGUAUUGCCUUUUUUUUUAGCCAGAAUGGUCACCUGCUUAGCACGAUUGUGAUAUAACCUAUUUUGUGAUGAUUUGCUAUUGGUGGAAGCAUUGCACAGAUGAUGAGGAACAGAAAUAGAGAAUACAUUACUGUGCUGUCUCAUUCCUCAAUCUAUUCUCCUCUUUUGGUGCUCUGCCGAUGUCAGUGAUGAACAUGCACGAGAAAAUAUUUGUGUUUUCAUUCCCACUUUUUAGUUCUGUGUAGGAAACUGGACAGCUGUUUAAUCACUGUGCAUGCGGUCUCGGGGCACAGUUGAUACAGUGAAGAUUAGUUGCUUGUUGAGUGUAUGGUAGUAUUAACUUUCAAGGGCCAUGCAAGAGAGGAAUGUGGUUCCGGCAUCUUGAGGAAGUGUAGACUGAAGAGUGCGACCUGUUUUCUUUGGUUAUCUCACUCUUUGCAGUAGACAGCUGCUGCUAGAGAGCAGGACUGCUUAAGCAUUUGCUAAUUAAUACUGGUGUAGCUUGGGUUAGGACUAGUAAGCAGAAUGUACAAAUGCCUAAAGUUUCACAAAGUCUUGGCUUUGCUUGAUUGUGAUAGGACAGGUUGGAUUGCAAUGUAGGUUUAGUGCUUGUUGAUGGUGUCUCUAUGACAUUUAUGCAGAUCAGCUCUUCUGUUGUUCUUUCAAGAUGUGUGAGCUACUAAGUGCGUGCUGCCCGCGUGUGCACUUUCACGAAGCCGUGGAUGCAAUUCAUGAUUGCAGGGCAUGUGAUGACGAGCGGUAGUUUCGUUUUGAGUGUGAAGUCAAAAACAUAUGGCGGAAUUUUUUCGGAAGAUCGAGAUAAUGCCACGGCCCGAACGUGGAUCAAACCCACUGGCAGCAUCAUGGUAGAUGAGCGAUCUGUCACUUCGCAUUUUUCAAUAAUGAUAAAUUUGGUGGGAUGAUCGUGUGGUGACAGAAAACGCAUCUUCAAUGGAGACACGGUUGUUUCAAUGCGACCGUGCGCUCCGAACGUCACAAGCAGUUGAGAAAUGGCCGAGUUUAUAGUGGAACUAGGCAAGUUCCUUCUCCCUACGGGGUAGUAUUAGCAAAAACUUUGUUGAAGGGUAAAUAUAGAGGAAAAGUAUUCGUUGUGACGAGAUAUUUUUCACAUUGUUCUCUAUUGGCGGGUGACAGGGAAUCAAAAAUUAUUCAUUGUGGUGGAAAUUUCAUUGUAGCAGACUUCGUUAUAGCAGGAUUCGACUGUACCAAAAACACGAUGUCUAAACCCAUAAAGUUGCUGAAAAUGCCAUUUAUGAAAAACUCAUUUAAAUAGUAAAAAUAAUAGCUUGUCUACGUGGCGAAGAUAUGCUUUUUAGAAUUAUUCUUCCAUCAUGAGAGCUUAGGAAUGACGCUUAUUUGGAGCAUGUGGCUUUGGUGACAUCCUCAUGCGAAAUGUAAUGGCAAGCAGCCAGGUGACAUUUUUCAAGGCACUUUAGACAAUGUGUUCUUUUUAUAAAGUCAUUUUAACCUAUUUCCACUUUAAAAAGAACCUUUAAUUUUUAUUAUUUGUUAUGACAGUAGAGCAACCAAUUUUGCAGUUUUCUGUAGCACUUUCUCUUAGGGGCAAGAAGCUGGCCAGUAAUCACUCAUGGGAUCAAAACCCAUGGCAUAAAAACCGUUUUUGUUGUAGAAGGUCUGAAAAUGUUAAAGGGGCCCAGUAACACUUUUUGAGCAUGGUCAGAAAACGCUGCCUAUCGGUAGUGGAGGCUGCCGACAACACCCGAGCCAAAUAUUAUAGCGCAGCACGCAGCCUGGAAUUCACAAUAAAUUAUUAAAGUCAUCUAAAAACUGCUUUCUCUUCUCUCGACAAAUCAUGGAAUAAGCCCAAAAAUUACUCGUAGUAAGCCCAUCUAUCAGCCAUUGGCUGAGCAUGGCGCGCGCGGUCGUUACAGAGAUCACCGCGAGAGGCCGCUAUUUAUCCACGCGUGCGUAUGCGAUCACACUGAAAAACCUGCGCAUUCGAAGAAAAAAAAAGGAAAAAGUGCUCAAGGUCAGGAGGCGCACGUGACGUUUUUUGUUUGCCCCUCUCAUCUCUCCCUGCUUAGCUUCCAGCGCUUUCGUCGGGACGAGAGGAGAGAGAAUGCGAUUGCAGCAUGUGACAAAUCUUUGUAACUCCGUUCGUACUGGACAGAUUCCUAACGUUUUUGCGGCAUUGAUUUUUUGAGGCACUACACUUUUCCAGUGAAUUAAUUUCAUGGUUACUCAAAAAAGUGUUUCAGAGCCCUUUUAAGGAAAUCAGAGGAACUCUAUUUUCUGCUCGCCUCAGUGAUGAGCACUACCUUAAAGCAGAGUAAUGGAACGGAAUCUUUCCUAACUUAAUCAUGUCGUGCAAGUUUGAAGUGAUAAUUAGUGUUAGUCAAAGUGGAAUGCAACUGCAAAAUGAAGGCACCCAUGCACAGAAUACUUGUUAUAUUUUGGGGGCCAGUGGGAAAUAGUGAGCUUGAAGGAGUAAUUGAACAAAACUUUGACGGCAAGAUAACUUGUGAGAUAGAUUCGUGUGGGCAUGCACACAUUAUCCAAUAAACAUCAACGGCUAAUAUAACUUGGAACAUUUAAAAUCAAUACUGAAGUGUGUGCCGUUAACCUACCUGCACACGAAAUGGAGCACCUUGCCACAUAGACACCAACUCGGUUAAAGUGUAAGCAACUGACAACCACCUACAUCAUUGUCUUGUGUUGGCAGCCAUGCUUCUUUCAUGCACUUUCCUGCAGUUGUCAACACUGCACCCAUGUCUACACAAUGACACGCUCGGUGCAUGUGACGAGUGUAUUGUUUUGCAUGCUCUUGUGGCCAAUGGUGUUUACUAACUAACCCUCACUGGCUCACCCUCUCUCAGAAAUUCCCGACUGGGCACUUGUAAAAGCGUCUCCUAAUGGUAGUUUACGUUACGUGCUCGAGCAGACGCAGCUUCCAGCUGUGAUCAGCAGAUUGUUAGCUGCAUACUGCAACAGAAAAAUAAAGAUGUAUAACUUUUGUGCCAGUACUAUUUUUAAGAACUUAUUUAAGAUAGGCCCUCUUGGCAUUUAUGUACUCUUGGGGUCACUCGUAAUCAUCAGCAACUUGAUAUUACUGAAAGAAAACAACAGAAACUUAAAGUGUAGCAUACAAUAAAAGCAGAGAAAGCUUUGGAGAAGUUAAUUGAGCACCCAAGCAAGUGAGCGAGAUGUAACAGUGGCCGGUAUGGCUGCACUGGAUACUGCAGCUGCUAUGGCUUUCACCUCUAACUACGGCAUGGCCACAUCAGCUGCUGUCUUGUUUCUGUGCACCAUUUAGUAUUGAAGUCAACAAGUGGUAUAAAAAAAAAUAAGUUAUACACACCUGUUGUUGCAGUGGGCACCCUUCUUAUUUAGGCAAAAAGCCUACUAGAAUUCCCUGGCCUGGCCACUUGGUUGUGACUUUUCCGAGCACCCUUGUUGUGGGUUGCUUAAUUUUGAAUCAGCACACUAAAAAAAGAAAACUUGUGGCUGAACAGCACUGAAAACCGGAACGAGCACACAGGACAUGGUGCUGCACACAGGACACGGCUGCAUACUGGCUGCUCUUCAUUCUGUUUUUUUGUGCUCUUUUGCGUGUUUUGCUACUGUGAUUGUUUUUUUUUUUUAACAUUAAACUGUUCUGCCACAAUGUUCAGGGACCUACUAGCCCACUUAAGAGCACUUGUUUUUAGCUUGUUCUCUGCUUAGGACCUCUUUGAGAGUUAUGGCACUAGUUUAGUAGCGGUGUGCAAUGUUUGAAAAUUUCGAAUAAAGAGUUGAAUAGCA
Messenger RNA from Rhipicephalus microplus (southern cattle tick), 7028 nucleotides. Its product is annotated as pleckstrin homology domain-containing family M member 2. Gene Ontology annotation, cellular component: endosome membrane. Lineage: Eukaryota; Metazoa; Arthropoda; Arachnida; Ixodida; Ixodidae. The record is from RefSeq and is a predicted model, not a curated record. Gene Ontology annotation, biological process: regulation of protein localization; lysosome localization; Golgi organization. Gene Ontology annotation, molecular function: kinesin binding.